AUGUGGGCUACCGCUCCACUGCCGUAUUACUCGGCCUACAAACCUCCCCGGAGGAAAGAGAGAGCCAGUGCCAGCAACAAAGAUGCCGCGUUGCCAUCCUCCGUCAACAACCAAGUUUCCCUCCCUCCUCUCUCUACUCAACACAAUCCCAAUACCAUUCCAUCAGAAUUGUUCGAACCCGCUCUUGAUGGACCGCCAUCGCCUGAGAGAAUUCGUGCCUUGAGCAAGCAGAUGAAGAGGGCUUCGGCCGUGGACAAGCACAAGAGCAACGCCACUACGUCCUCGGGCUCGUCGUCCUCGCUGCGCUCAAUCACCUCAGAUCGUCGUCCGUCGUGGGAACACACACUGGAAACCAUCACUUUGUCCAGAAAGUCUUCUGGUCGGUCGACUUCCAGCAGCAUGCCGUCCCGAGACCGCCCCGAGAGCGUCCAGCUCUUUGGCAAAACCAUCUUCAACAGAAGGGCCAAAAUGAAGCGCGAAAGCAGCAGUAACUCUUCUGGCAGUUCAUUAUAUUCCGGUGAGAUUGCCCUGGACGGUUUGCCCUCCGCAAACAAGGACCCUCUCCUCCCGUCAAUAUUCGGCCGACGUAGGACUCUAAGACAAGACCAACUAGGAGACGACCCAGCCCUCGCCAGGAAACUCCAGAUCUCAGGGCCUUAUAACUUCCAACAUGUCACACACACCAGGCGUGACCACCUUCCGGACCUUCAGCGGGGCAGUCGUGCUGAGCUGGUCACCGAGUUCUCGGCCAUCCGUGCUAGCCAACGGCCGACUACCGGAUCACUGAGGGGAAUCGACGUUGAAGAUUUGCAUUUUUCCAACUUCUCAUCGGAGGCAUUGAACAUGCCGCCACCAGAGAACGCCUUUACGAACGAGACUCAUGCCGAGCUCUUUCUGAACCGCCCCCCCGUCUUGGCACGGCAGGUUGUUCCAACCUCGGCACCUCGACGGUCAAUCAUGCACACCAGAUCUCAGGAGCAACUGCGCUCCAGCCCACCUCGCCCGGCACCGCCACGCCCGCCCAGGUCCCCAAUUGACGAGGAAGCCAUCAUCGCUGCCAUCCCAACCCGCCCCAUGCCUCCACCCAGAACGUCGAGCCGUAUCUCGUUACAACAAGGAGGGUUGAGCACUAUUGAAGACAUCGACCCCUUGGAGCGGCCUCAGACUAGUGGCAGUUUUCAUCACCCCGAUUCCUUCCAUGAGUCCAUGAACGGGCCGCAAGAAACGAUUCUCGAGUUGCCUCACGCGGCUGACUUGAACCUCUAUGCUGAUCCUCGGUUUUCCCAUGCAAUCACUACACCGGACGAUGCUGCGUGGCCUCUGACUGCCAGCACGAACUUUUCGUACGAGAUGGCAUUGCCUGACGUGCCUGAAGAGGAAGAGGCCUAUCCCAUGGGUAGACAUUCUCGCGCCAGCCUGGUCAGUACACGCUCGUCGUUGAGAGGAAGUCAAUCUGUGCCUGCCUUACGUCACCUUGCACAGGCCCACGAGGACGAACCUCAACGACCGCCAAGUGGUGCCUCGGACACGUUGGGCAGCUUUGACAUGUUGACCGUGCAGACUGCUCUGAGAGCAGCUCUGGAGGAGGAUGAGGAUGAGGAGGAAGUAACCGGCGGGUUUCACCGAGCAAGCUGGGAGGACGAUAUCGAUUACUGCUAUGAGCAUGAAGUCGAAGCCAAUUGCGAUUAUGCCUGGGAGCGACCAUCUUUGGACAUUGUCAGAGAGGAAGUCGCGCAGCCCCUCGUAGACAACGAUGCCGUGUUUGUGGCGCCACUGUCAAUUGGCCUGAAGCCGGCAUCGACAGGACACUUGGAUAUUCCAGCACUUAGCCCCUCUAGCCCAACUUCUCCUGCAAAUGGCCAUGAGGCUAUCACGCCUACAAUCUCUGCGCUGCCAAUACGGCCCAACUUCUCUCAUCCUAGAAUGGAAACGAGCUACCGAGGCCAAUCUCACCUGCAUGUGAGGACCGCCUCGCACGCCUCGAGCUUCAAGGAGUCACACGGUUUCAACUUGUCACCAUCACUUCUUAUCCCUGGAGAUUUCCGCCAGCAGAUGUUGGCCGAAUCAGACGCAGACGAAUACCCUACCCCUAUGUCCCGAGGCCACAGCAGCCACUUUUCAUUCGACGCCGAGCCCACCAUGACCAUGGAAACUCCCGGCUUGUUCGCCAGAGAUCGGGCCAGCACAUCCACAACCGGUAGCAAUUCCUCGGAUCAGACUACCUCAACCGAGGCACGCCACACAUCAACCAACUCGACUUGGACGGCGUUGACGAGAUACACCGGAAGCACGACGUUUGAAGGAUGGAACCCGAAGGCCGAAGGCAUCGACCACUCGCGCUCGAUCAGCGUGGACGACUUCCCAGACCUCGGCUCACCUAAGGGACGAAAGUCCACCAUGGCUACAUUGCCCGAGACUGAGGAGAUGCUCACGACAUCCCAUUCGACCGGAAACAUGCGUGCGGUUUCCGAGGGCACCAGCGCCAACCUUUCUCGCGAGAGCCUCCCACUUACCAAGACGAAGGAGCCGAUCAAGCACCGGCGUCAACGUGCCCGAACCACCAGUUUGAGCACUCCGCCCCCUCCAGGCCAAUACGCACUCUUCCCGCCAGUCUACUCUGGCAGCCGAAUCUAA
This is a messenger RNA of Colletotrichum truncatum, 2634 nucleotides long. Its product is annotated as pak-box p21-rho-binding protein. Lineage: Eukaryota; Fungi; Ascomycota; Sordariomycetes; Glomerellales; Glomerellaceae. The record is from RefSeq and is a predicted model, not a curated record.